Molecule: messenger RNA, 513 nt
Organism: Ustilaginoidea virens
Lineage: Eukaryota; Fungi; Ascomycota; Sordariomycetes; Hypocreales; Clavicipitaceae
Exons: 3
Coding region: 1-513 (170 amino acids)
Biological process (GO): cell adhesion; ossification
Cellular component (GO): extracellular region
Source: RefSeq, a predicted model, not a curated record
AUGACGUCGGCAACAAUCCCAUCAUGCCUGCUGCGGCUUGCUUUUGAGCUCCGACUUUGCUUUUUGCAUGCUGUUGCGCUGAGCACGUCGCUGCUGUCGGAGCUUGCAGGCUAUGGCGUAGCCCGGCUCAUUUGCUUUCCUCCAUUCUACCCAGGCUUCGAGCAGCAAAAGCAGCAGCAGCAGCAGCAGCAGCAGGAGGAGGAGGAGGAGGAGGAGGAGGAGGAGGAGGAGGAGGAGGAGGAGGAGGAGGAGGAGGAGGAGGAGGCGGAGGAGGAGGAGCAGGACCAGGACCAGGAGCAGAAACAGGAGCAGGAACAGGAGCAUGGGGGGCAGAAGGAGCAAAAGGAGCAAAAGGAGCAAAAGGAGCAAAAGGAGCAGCAGCAGAAGCAGCAGCAGCAUCUCCCGUGUCCUUUACUUCGUUCGCCGCCAGCCCAAGCGCAGUCAACCCCCCAGCCUGACCAAGACCUGAGCAUUGGUAUCCCAUUCAUGGGCGACAGUUGUGAACCCUGGUAG